AUGCGUUUCACAACCAUCGUCACGGUCUCGUCCUUUGCCCUCGUGGGCAGCGCUGCCCCGGCCAAAGCCCCAGCCCCGUCCUCGUCGGCCAGUCUGUCCCUCCCUAGCGGCUUGCCCAAGCUGGACAGCCUGAACAAAUCUGCUUCCCCAUCUGGCGUCGUCAAGGUGCCUACUGCUUCUGCUGCGCCUUCUCUCGAGUUCUCGUCCGACAGGUCCGGCGGUCCACUAAGGAUCCGCCAGGCGGACGACUUGUUCGACGGCAUUCUCAACUACGGCAAGGGCGCCCUGAAUAAGGAUGACAAGAAGAAGGAGGACGACAAGAAAGAGAAGACAAAAGAGGAUGACAAGAAGGAGGAGAAGCCCAAGGAAAACAACGAGGGUGACCAUGACGACGACCACCACCACGGCAGGCCUCCCCAUGGCGGUGAAUCCGGCGAGGGUGAUGAGUCUCAGGGAGGUCCAGGCGGCGAGUCUAACGCCGGUGGCGAGGGUCCUCAGGGCGGCAAUGGUCCUCAAGGCGGCAAUGGUCCUCAGGGUGGCAAUGGCCCUCAGGGUGGCAAUGGCCCUCAGGGCGGCAAUGGCCCUCAGGGCGGCAGUGGUCCCCAGGGCGGCGAGACUCCUUCUGGAGGCGAGGCUACCCACGAGGCUGGAGAGGCCCCUCAAGAGGGAGGUGAGACCCAAGAGGGUGCUCAGACUCCCUCUGGCGGUAGCCAGACUCCUUCUAAUGGCGAGGCCCCUCAACAGGGCGGUCAGCCCCAAGAGCAAGGUUACCAGUACAAGCGUCAAGCUCAGGAGUCUUCCAAGGGCCAUGAGGGUAGCCACAAGGGUGAUCACGGCUUCAAGUACAAGAUCCUCGAAGACAAGCGUCAGGCCCAAGAAUCCUCCGAGGGUGGUGAGCACAAGGGCAAGGGCGACCACCACGGCCACGGUUUUGACUACAAGAUUUUCAACGACAAGCGCCAGGCCCAAGAAUCCUCCGAGGGCGGUGAGCACAAGGGCAAGGGCGACGACCAUGGCUUCAAGUACAAGAUCCUCGGAGACAAGCGUCAGACCCACGAGUCUUCCAAGGGCGGCAAGCACGGCCACGGCUUUGACUACAAGAUUUUCAACGACAAGCGCCAGUUUGAGGCUAUCACCGACAUUGUUAACCCCAAGAAGGAAGAGCCCAAGAAGGAGGAGCCCAAGAAGGAGGAUGCCGCUCAAGACAACCAGCAAGAGAAUGGCCAUGAAGAAAACACCCAUCAAGAGAAGCGCCAGAACAUUGACCGACUCACAGUCAACGUUUGCUCAGCGACAAGCGGCAACGCCAAUUGCGAAAGGCUCUGCGGUCUUGCCCAGGCUGAUGGUGUUUGCGAGAAGAGCAAGACUGGCAAGUGGUCUUGUGAGUGCAAGGGUGGAAUGAGCGAGCAGGCCAACGAGGAAGACGGCGGCAGCGGCGGCAACACCAGCAGCGGCGGCAGCGACGACGAGUAA
Molecule: messenger RNA, 1473 nt
Organism: Bipolaris maydis ATCC 48331
Lineage: Eukaryota; Fungi; Ascomycota; Dothideomycetes; Pleosporales; Pleosporaceae
Source: RefSeq, a predicted model, not a curated record